Periconia digitata is the source of this 1854-nucleotide messenger RNA. The record is from the annotation of a GenBank genome assembly. NCBI's taxonomy places the organism in Eukaryota, Fungi, Ascomycota, Dothideomycetes, Pleosporales, Periconiaceae.
CACCAACAACCCUCACAUCUGACCAUUCCUACGAAUAAUUGCUCUCUGCCCCGCAUUCAAUGGCGCUCUACUCAAUUACAACGUUACUCAUACGUGACUCUAUUCCCAUACAUUUAUUCUACCGUCAUCCACGCAAUGCCUCCUAAACGAGGUCGUCCGGCUAAGAGCGCCGUAGCAGCUGCUGCUGUCGCAACAUCAACUCCAAAGCGGCGCGGUCGCCCGUCUCUCGCUGAAGCUGCCGCUGCUGUCGCGACUCCUGCGUCCAUUGCGCAACCAAAAAAACGCCGUCGCCCCUCGAAAGCCCUCGAAGAUGUCGUUGCGCCUACUGUCGCGCCCGCUGCCGAAGAGCUCAAUGUGCGCCGUGGUGGUCGCGCCAGGAAACUGAACGAGAUGGCUGCUCCCCCGCCUGCUGAGCUUCCCAAACGUGGUGUUCGAGCUCGUCAACAGCCUGCUGCUCCCGCUGAAUCUGAACUCGUUGUAACGGAGCCUAAGCGUCGUGGACGUGCUGCAAAGACAGCCCAAGAAGUACCUGCAGCCGAUCCCGCUCUUCCAAAGCGUAGAGGUCGCGCUCCCAAAGCCGCUGAAGUCCCGACUGUCCCGUCCUCCCCUCCCAAGCGCAAGGGUCGCCCUGCCAAAGCCGCCACUCUCGAUCUCAACCGUGUUGCUGGGUCUCCACGCGUUUCCAAGCGCAAUGCUGUUACCAAAAAAGCCACAGCUCCUACACCUCCAGCCCCACGCAUGAACCCACUAGUUCGCUCCAAGUUGAGGACCCGUGUGGCACCCUCACCAAAGACUCAACCGCAAGAAGUUCUUCAGCCCAAGAAACGGGUUGGCAGACCCCCAAAGAAUGCCGUUGCUACUCCUACAAAGAAGCCAGCUGAUCGUAUGACCAAAGGCGGUCGGGUCACCAAAUCUACGAACACCGCGAAGACUGCUGCCUCCAAACCUAAGGCAACCAAGACUACCAAAACCGUUGCGUCUAAAGCUGCCCCCCGGACCGCCGCUCCAGUUAAACCGCGCAAGCGACGAGGCAUCACUAUUAUGGAGGUUCCCGACAAGCAUGCGAAAUAUCUACAGGAUGUUCUGAAAGGUCUUCUUGAGCAGGAUAAGGCUGAUGCUAGAGCCGCCGAGGAAGAGGCGGAAAUGGCAGACGAUGAAGAAGACGUACCUCCACCACAGGAGCAGACGGAAGAGGCGGAGCGAGAGAAUGCGGACAGCGAUUAUAUUGCAAGCAAGUUGGCAAUCGCCGCACAACUCAAUGGUGACGCUCAUGGUGGCGCAGAGGAAGAUGACAACGCUCGCCCCGAAGACAGGAUUAUCGACUUGGUGGAUGGAGCAUAUGGUGAAGAUCAGGAUGAGCUCGACUUGCCUGCUGCAGGAAAGCCUGCCACAUUUUCCAAAAGCCGGAGUAAUUCAGUAGACUCUGAGCACCUGACGGAUGCGGAAGCCGCAGAAGAACAGCGAGUGGCCACCGAACAAGUGAUUGUCGAAAUGGACAUUCAAGACGCUGAAGAGUUGGAACCACAAGAGCAAGACCGGACUACUGGAGUCCUCCAGUAUCAUCAGAACCAGGUGUCCGAAGUGAUCGAUAUAACUGAUGAAAACCAGUCGGGCAGUGAACAAGAGAACACUGGAGGCCCUAUGAGGUUCGAUGACAUGGACCAUCAGCUUAUCAUUCCGGGGGAGAUGCAGCCCAGCGAUGAAGACAACACCCCUAUCAACUACAACUCUUUGUUUGACGAAUCGCCAUUGGCCACAUCUACCCCGGCUGUCUGUGCUUCUAGUAAAGGUCCUGCACCCUCCUUCUCUACGUCCAGUGUCAUAUCGUCAGCAUUCCCCUCGACAUUUGGCUAG